Messenger RNA from Ustilago hordei, 2319 nucleotides. RefSeq names its product related to ASG1 - activator of stress genes. Gene Ontology annotation, biological process: regulation of DNA-templated transcription. NCBI's taxonomy places the organism in Eukaryota, Fungi, Basidiomycota, Ustilaginomycetes, Ustilaginales, Ustilaginaceae. The record is from RefSeq and is a predicted model, not a curated record. Bases 1 to 2319 code for a protein of 772 amino acids. The transcript has 5 exons. Gene Ontology annotation, molecular function: DNA-binding transcription factor activity, RNA polymerase II-specific; zinc ion binding.
AUGGUUGCCGCCGCUACUGCCGCUACUACCAUCGCUCCUGAAAAGCCGCGAUCGUUGAAUCGAUCCUGCAUUCAGUGUCGAGAGCGCAAGGUCAAAUGCGAUCGCCUCGACUCUUGCUCCCAAUGCAUUGCUAAAGGCGCUACGGAUGAAUGCAAACGAGAGCUGCGUAAGAAGAGGGCCAAGAAGAAGCGGUCCUUUCCCAAACGUAAGAGUCGUACCAUCGCCGCAGAGCCCGACAACAUCGCCUCUUCCACCAUAACCGCAGCCGCAGCCAGCAUCGCUCGUGUCUCGUUUAGAACUGCAGUCCCGGGCAGCGAGAAUGUUCCCAUGCUCACUUGGGCAGAGACAAGGAUGCUGCCGCCGUCUCGCAAGGUCAACCUUCAUCCUCGAGCAUCUCACAGCAAAAAGACGCAAAGUCUGAUUUCGGAUGAAGCAAGCUCCUACGACUCGGAAGACUAUGAUAUCCAAGACACCUUGCAGACCGAUGGUCGUCUUCAGAUGCUCGAAGCCAACCAGCUUAUGCACCUCAACACUGCACCCCAGUUCAGGUGUCCCUUCGCCCUCAAGGACUCCGCCACAGACGUGCACCUACUCCAUGACGUCUACGUGAAACUGCUCCACUCGAUCCAUGACAACAUCGUUCACAUCCUUACGGUGCAAGUGAUCCUCACUGAGCUGCUCACCGAUUCUUCCUUUGAGCAGCGCAAUCGAUACGCCUUUGGUCAGAUUACCACUGCCCUCAUGGUCAUCUUUGCCGCUUUGCGAUUUGCUCCACUUGACUGCGCCUAUACUUGGAGCAGACGUGGAAGCAGCAGCACCAGCGGCAGCGACAAUGGCUAUGCCCGAGUCAAUGCACUCUCGCAGAAGGAUAUUCGCCAACGUCAACGGAGAAUCUAUUCGCUCGUCAAGCGUAUUCAACGUUUCGAUCGACCUUCACCUUUGGCAAGCAACAAACAUCGCACCUACCGUAUUGCUCCCUCGCACUUCAAUACUCGUCAACCCCUCAAUCUCUUCGACGAUGAGCUGCUCAUCAUUCCUUGCCUUGCUUUGCAUCUUCGAUCAACGCGGACGCACGUCAGCUACUCGUACGCCACCAUCGACUUUGCCAUGAUGACCCGCAUUCCAGUGGAUCAGGUCAAUGCGCAGUCGGAUCUAGACACCGGUCCCGAUUCGGCGCAGGGAUGGGGUCUUGCUUCCAUGUUCGGUCAGCGCUUGUCUUCAGCACAGCGAGACUCGCUUGAUCAGAUGUUCCAAUCCAUCAUCGCUGCCUUCCCUGCGCACUAUUCUCUGGAGGUACGCUACGACGUCAUUGCGCUGGUCGAUAUCAAACGAUGGCUGCUACACCAGCGACUCUUCUAUCUGUUCUUGACGCUGCAUGUGCCGCUGGUGUCGGAAGCAACUCGACCGCAUGGCAGCUUGAUGUACAUGGCGAACCACAUCCUCCACAUUCAGGAUAAGGUGACUGACGUCAACACUCGUCUUGAUAACAGCUACCUCAUCACGCUGCAGACGCUGCGUGGAUGCCUAGCGCUUCUGUUGGAUCUCGUCUUCACUGAUGCGCCUGUCAACAUCAGUGGGUUGACACGUCUAAUGACGCGCCGCAAGAUCAUUACCGCUCUCGAAAAAAUUCCGAUGGAUGUGCUGUCGAGCACCACCACCAAGCUGAGCAUCCAGCUUGUGAGGCUUCUUAUGUCGUUGGAAGAGCAGCAUCAUCGCUUGCAGCUCGGUUCAGGCGCUUCCUCUGUCGAUAUGUCGCCUGGAGCAGCCAGUGAUAUGACGCCGGUAGCGCAAGAGCCAACAAUCGAUGUCAUCGCCGACGCAGCUACUCUACGCAAUCGCUGGCAUGCGACGUGUCAGAUCCUCGACGUGCUUCUCAAUGACGGCUACUGGCGCUCUUUCCGCAAGAAUCGGCUCCAGCUCGACCAUUUGAUCCCUGAAUGGCUGCAGAAGCCACAGCGAGAAGAGCAUAACGUGAAGCCGAUGCAAGUGGCAAGCUCAUCGGCAGAGGUGAUGCAGACACAGAUCGCUUCGGGUGCGUCGUUUGCGUCGAGACUCGAGCACGCUUUCGAUUCGGGUACGGCCGAAGCUGUGCUCGGCCCUCUCAACGAUCUGGGUCUCAUUCUGCCCUUCGACCCCAAGCUUUGGGAGGAUCUCGAUGUCUCUGGUUUCGACGUGCCCGAUGGACCAUCGCAGAUGCCUCAAUUCGAUAUGGAUCUGUUGGGUCACCAAGAUUUCGAAGGGAUCGGCAAUUCAAGUCAGUCGAUCGACUUUGCCAAGAUGCUCAUGGAUUGGCGUGUCGACGUUCCUCUCAACUCUUGA